AUGAAGAAAACAUAUAAAAAAAAUGAGCGCUUUAUUUUUGCCUGCAUUUUGGCCUCCGUUUUUCUGGUCUAUUAUUUCACGUACAGUCAACAAAACGCUUCAGUCUCACGAGCUGCUACCAUUUCUCAACUAACGACGACCAAUGUAGCGAAUUUUAUGACACCCGAGAGAUCAAAUCAACCAAGUUCUGUUAAAGAAGCUACAGCCGAACCAACAGUGAAAGCGAAUAAAUUUAUCGAGAUUUCGCCAGGAAAUUAUGCUUUUCUUGCUAUCAUUGAUCGAAGAGAUGUUGAUCCGAGCUUUCCCGAAGCAAUUAAAGACUUCUUGCUUCCCAAAAUUUUAAACGGCGCCAAAGCACUGAUAUCAUUGUUUCAAAACACUGAACUUGUAAACACUGGAAAUGUACGAGUACUAAUGGCGCUUACAAGAAGCAAAGGUUUUUCUUGUCAGUUCAACGAUGGAUCCAAAAUAACUGGGGAAAUGGUGUUACAAAAUAAUAAUGGCGGAAAGGGAAAGAAAUUAUUCUAUAUGUACUGCGUUCCACCACAAAAUAUUGAUUUGGAAACUAUUGAUGAGAUCAGAAUAUGGGAUGAACAAAGCAUGACAUCAGUCGCCGUUCCAAUCAGCUACAAAAUACAGGAUGAAGGAAGCAUCGCCGUUUUCCCUCAAACCUUUAGCAUUUGUGUUCCAUUUCUUUAUGGAGAGAAAUACUCGGCAAAAGAUUUUGUGGAAUUCAUGGAAGCCAAUCGUCUGUUGGGUGUUGAUCAGAUCUCAAUUUACUCGGAUGACUCUUUGAAUGAAAAGCUGAAAAUGGUGAUGAAAGAGUAUUCGAAAGAAGGACUCCUCGAAAAUAUUCCUUUCUCGAUGCCGUUUGACUCCGCUGACGUCCACUAUUAUGGACAAUUCCUUACGAUCACUGAUUGUCUCCUCCGUCACAAUGGAAGAACGGAAUUCGUAUCUUUUCAAGAUUUAGAUGAAUUUGUGAUUCCUAAAGCGAACAAUAACAAUCAAUCGAUAGAAAACAGAUUGACUCUGAUCCCAAAACUCUUUUCGAACAAGAACCGCGCCUCGCUGAGACUCAAAGUCAUUUACGUUUUUCCGGAGGGUAAUGAACUACCAAUUACUCUGAAUAGUCACGAACAAAUCGACUAUGCGGACGAGAUAUCGACGAAGUGCAUCGUGAGACCGCAUUACGUUCUGGAACCGUUCAUUCAUGAAGCAACUUCCUUUGUUCGAUGGCGAUACGUGAGGGAUUAUGCAGAUACAAAUGACAUGGUCCUUUUUCACUACAAAAGCAAAGAAGCGUCCAUUUCCAGAAUAAACGCAAUUAGGAACGAAGAAAAAGAACGCAAAGUGAUAAAUACCAACUAUUAUUUUAUGGAUUAUUUCUCGAAUAUCUCACGGGUAUUCAACGAAAAGUGCAAACAACUUGGUCUC
Mesorhabditis belari is the source of this 1437-nucleotide messenger RNA. NCBI's taxonomy places the organism in Eukaryota, Metazoa, Nematoda, Chromadorea, Rhabditida, Rhabditidae. The record is from the annotation of a GenBank genome assembly.